Helianthus annuus (common sunflower) is the source of this 435-nucleotide messenger RNA. RefSeq lists its product as uncharacterized. NCBI's taxonomy places the organism in Eukaryota, Viridiplantae, Streptophyta, Magnoliopsida, Asterales, Asteraceae. Bases 1 to 435 code for a protein of 144 amino acids. The record is from RefSeq and is a predicted model, not a curated record. The transcript has a single exon.
AUGGGCCCUAAACACCUCUCUCACUCUAGAGAAUUUUGUUUGGAUUGGAAUAAAUGGGUGCCUACCAAAGUUAAUAUCUUUGCCUGGGGUGCUGAAAUGGAACGUCUCCCUACAUCCAUGGCUUUAUCUAAAAGGAACAUUCAGCUCCCUUCUCUCGAAUGCAACUUGUGUAACGCAGAGGAUGAAACCAUGGAGCAUCUUCUUACGACUUGCUACGUGGCCACUCGCAUCUGGCAAUGGGUUGCUGCCUGGUGUAAUAUCCCUUACAUUAUGGCCUUCUUGACUCGCGACCUAAUGGAAUACCACAUGUACACAAAUCUCAGCAAAGAUAAGAGCAAGGUGGUGCAUGCUGUACUUCUUACAGCUAGCUUGCUGGGGAUAUGGAGGGCCAGGAACAAUCUUGUUUUCUCUGCUAAACCGUUGCGAAUGGAGUGA